GGAGCUCGACAGUUCCUCCAGCUCACCCAGCACAUAUACACCAGUUGAAAGUAGAGCAGUUCCCGUGGCGAUGCCUGCUCCCACCAUUGUCUUCCCAAAGCAAGCGACCGUGACCGUGGUCCAAGCAGACGGUCGCCCUCUGGAACAGACCAGACCACACAGUCCCAGAUCUCGCUUGUCCCGAAACUCCCUGGGAGGACCAAUCACUACAGUCGACAGUACAGGCAAUGUGAUAGACCUGGUGAAAGACCAUCUGCCUGAGCUGCAGCUCUCAGAGGAGGACCGUCAGAAGAACCUGGUGCUGCUGCAGGAGGCCAAGAAAGUCAGCGACCGCUUCCUGAGCCGCAGGGGCCGAAAGUCCACCUGCAGCCUCUCUGAAUCCCCCACAGGUCUUUCUCCUAACCACACACCAUCCUCCUCACCUGUACCGUCCAGAAGCAGCUCUCUUAUCACAGCCCCUCAAAUAGCUGUAGCCACAGAGGUGAACUAUGCCCCCUCAUCGCCUGUCAGCCUGCGAUUGGAGGUUCUGUCUACGAGGGAGCAGGCUGACACCAGUACACCAGAGCAUGAGAGCACCAGGAGGUUGGUGGACUGGAAGCCCAAUGAGAAGCGUAAGGUGUCCUCAGGCACCCUGUCUCCCCGCUACUCUGGCCCCCAACCCCCCAGUGAGCCCAAUGGGGGCCAGAAGGAGAACUGUGACCCCCGGGUAACAGCUAAGAAUUGCCCAGAACCAGUACUAGUCAAUAAGCCAGAGGAGGGGCUGGUUCGAGCCCCCAACCAGGCCCCUGCCACUGGGGUGGCCAAGCCUGUCCCUCGGCCCCCACUCAACAGGAAUGGGGCACCAAGUCUCCCCCCUACAAACGAGGAAACCUUCUCCUUUCAAGACAAGACUCUGGAUGCCCUGCUCAAGUCCUCUGGGUACAAGGACUUCCCUGUACAGCCUGUCAACGUGCAGAAGCUGUCCAAAAUAAGAGAGGAGCACAAGCUGAUGCGGAACCAAAGCAUUGUGGGGUCAAAGUUGGCAGACUUGAGUGAAACAGCUGAACAGGAAAGAGGUCCCUCUCUUCUGCCCCCUGCAGGGUCUCCUACUGAUGAGGAGGCUAAAGAGAAGUCAGACGCCAUGCCCAACAUCUCAGACAUCAUGCUGAGGAAACUCAAACUGCACAGAGGGCUACCAGGCUGUGCACCUCCACUCACGGAAAAAGAAGUUGAGAACGCUUUUGUUCAACUGUCGCUGGCGUUCCGGAACGACAACUACACACUGGAGACACGGCUCAAACAGGCGGAGCGGGAGCGGACCCUGACCGAGGAGAACACUGAGAAGGAACUGGAAGAAUUCAAAGGCUCUCUGAAGUGCACGGCACCACAGUGGAGUAACAUGGAGCAGCGGGAGUCUUACCAGUGCCUCAUAGAGACAGUAGCAGUACUGCACCGUCUGGCCACCAGGCUCUCCAGCAGAGCUGAGAUGGUUGGAGCAGUCAGACAGGAGAAGCGUAUGAACAAGGCCACAGAGGUGAUGAUGCAGUACGUGGAGAAUCUGAAGAGGACCUAUGAGAAGGACCACGCUGAGCUGAUGGAGUUCAAGAAGCUGGCCAACCAGAACUCCAGUCGCUGCUAUGGAGGAUCCAUAGACACUGGAGAUGAUGGAGUCCCACGGCCAUCCAGAUCAAUGUCGCUGACCCUGGGAAAGGCUUUGCCCAGACGGAGGGUCAGUGUUGCGGUAGUCCCCAAAUUUAACCUCCUGAACAUCCCUGGUCAGACCCCGGUCAUGGCAGGACCCGGCCCCAGCGUUGCCAUGGGACCCAGCCCCCAACCCACCAUGGGCCAAGCACUUCCUGUCCUGUGUGAAGCCAACAGUGUGAAAAGCAACUUUCCCACUGAGCCUACACAUCCAGCUAUAGAUGAGAGUGGAAAGAGUGUAGCAGAGCAGGAAGCUGAGCCAUCUGCCCCAGCCCAGCCCUCCGUCAACCUAGAGGAGAUCAGAUCAGAGAUCAGAUCAGAGAUCAAGGCAAAGAUCGAGGAGGAGGCCUACAAUAAAGGCUACCAAGAGGGACUGAAGAGAAGCAAAGAAAUCAAAGAGAUGGAGGAAGAGGAGGAGAAAGUAGAGGAAAAGACAAAGAAGGAUGAAGGAAAAGAAAUCAUCAGAAAAGAAAAGUUCAGCAGUAAGGUUGAAGAGGUCCUAGUUGUCCUUGACCGGCUUUGCCCCAAGAUUUUCCGCCGUAACCAACUUCUCUGGAUUGUUUUGACGUUGUUCCUGGUCACGUUUCUGGUCGGCAGUGUUUUCACAUACUUUAGUGAUCGCUAUAACAACCAUGGGGACAUGUCGGCAGAAAAAGCCAUGGUCCAGGACGAGAAGAAGAUCUUUGAACUGAAUGUAGGAGUACAGCCAAAGAAUCCCACUCCAGAAUAACAAAGAGCCUGUCUCAUACUUCUCUCAGUCCACAGACAAUUCUUUCCAUGAUACAUCACCAUACAAGAGCUGAACUUGAAUAUGGGGUUUUGAAGGGUUUGGCGAUGUAUCUUUGGGAGCAUUUGUUGAGUUUUUUUAUCGGUUUCAGAGGACAAGCCUUUUAAUGAUCAUAAACUUUACCAAGGCAUAUUUAUGUCGUGUUAGGAAAGCUGCCCAAGUGUUUGUGAUGGUGAUAUAUGAUUGUUGCUUUGGGGGCCAAGUAUAAUAGUGUGAUGAAAUAUUUUCUUAUGUACAGUGAGAUCCAGGACUUUGGAUUUUAAAUGAUACAAUGACUAUGAGGUUAAAAUGCAGACUGUCAGCUUUAAUAUGUGGGCAUUUUCAUUCAUACCAGGUGAACUGUUUAGAAAUUACAACACUUUUUGUACACAGUCCCCCCAUUUCAGAGAGCCAGAAGGUUUUGGACAAAUUCACUUAUAUGCAUAUUAUAGAAGUCCAAAGUGUAGUAUUUGGCGUAUGACUCUACUAAUCUGUUGGAUGCAUUCACAGUUUGUUUCGGUUGUGUUUCAGAUUAUUUUGUGCCCAAUAGAAAUGAAUGGUAAAUAAUCUAUUGUGUCAUUUUGAUGUUAUAAAUAAGAAUAUAAUAUUAUAAUAUUAAUAUAAUAACUCUUCUACUUUAAUGUGGAUGUUACCAUGAUUGUGGAUAAUCCUGAAUGACACAAUGAACAGAAUGCACAGGGAGGAUUAGCAUUUUGGGGGGUAUGAUAUUUACACCUCAUUAACUUUCACACAUCAUUAUUCAUGAUUCAUUCAUAAUUUUCCAUAAUCAUGGUAGCAUCCACAUUCAUUUAAAAGUGUUUAGAAACAUGUUCUAUUAUUAUUUACAAUAAAAUUGACUCCGAAAUACACAAUACAUUAUUUACCAUUAAUUUCUAUUAGGCACAAAAUAAUCUGACACACAAACUGAAAAUGCAUUCAACAAGUUUGUAUUCACGAGCUUGAUGUAGUCAUUGCUUGCUAUGAAUAUGGGACUAAAUACUAAACUUUUGACUACUUGUUACACAUAGAAGUGAAUUUUUCAAAUGAUUUUGGUUCCCUAAAAUGGGGGGACU
This is a messenger RNA of Oncorhynchus gorbuscha (pink salmon), 3519 nucleotides long. Its product is annotated as inositol 1,4,5-triphosphate receptor associated 1-like. The transcript is spliced from 21 exons. NCBI's taxonomy places the organism in Eukaryota, Metazoa, Chordata, Actinopteri, Salmoniformes, Salmonidae. The record is from RefSeq and is a predicted model, not a curated record. The coding region runs from base 71 to 2410 and encodes 779 amino acids.